Molecule: messenger RNA, 899 nt
Organism: Beta vulgaris subsp. vulgaris (sugar beet)
Lineage: Eukaryota; Viridiplantae; Streptophyta; Magnoliopsida; Caryophyllales; Amaranthaceae
Product: tetraspanin-8-like
Exons: 2
Coding region: 51-875 (274 amino acids)
Biological process (GO): auxin-activated signaling pathway
Cellular component (GO): plasma membrane; plasmodesma
Source: RefSeq, a predicted model, not a curated record
AAAAGUCCUGUUUCUAGAUACAGCAGUAGUAAAAUAUAUUUGCAAAAACCAUGAGUAAUUCUGGUGUAAGAAGCACUGCCCUGAUCUUGAUGAUAUUCGAAUAUGGAACUUUCUCUGUUCCUCUUUAUAUAGGAGUGAUGCUACUAAUUGGAAUCAGCUCAAGCUGUUAUGGGUUUCACUUCUUAGCUACAACUAUGUUGGUCGUCGCGGUGGCGCUUCUGAUUAUAUUUUGCAUAAAUGGCGCAACCAUCGACCGCGAUCCUGAGCAAGCCUUGGCAAAUUCAGUAGCCCUUUCUGUGCCAAUAUAUCUUGUGAUGGUAGCUUUUGGAAUCUUUGCGUUGGUGGUUAGUAGUAAUGGAGGCGGAACAUCCUUACCUGGGAGAUCAUACGAGGAGUAUAAUCUGGAAUCAUAUUCUAAAUGGAUGCAACACAAGGUUAAUGAUUCUCAGAAUUGGAAUAAUUACUACAAACCUGCUCUUGUUAACCAUGAUGUAUGUAGCAAGUUCUACAAGGAUUAUCAGCUUGACACCCUUGACGAGUUUCGUCACAGACAGUUGUCCCCAAUUGAGUCUGGUUGCUGCAAGCCCCCAGACGAAUGCAAUUUCAGGUACAUAAGCCCAACAAAUUGGAUGAAAUCAGAAAACAACAGCUACUCUAACAAUGACUGCAAUGAAUGGGAAAAUCAUCAAAACACCUCCUGCUUCGAUUGCCAAUCAUGCAAGGGUGCAUUUGCCCAGGAUUUAACUGCCAAGUGGUUCGAGGCUGGUAUCAUUAUCGUUGUGCUAGCGGCCAAACAUAUCAUAUUUGGCAUAUUUUUCUGUAAUCCUGAUGUAUGCUGUGGUUCACGCCGUUCUUAUUACAGUUCCCUCAUUUAAGAGUUUCUCUAACGGCCCGUUUGA